GAACCCAGCGCUGCUGUCGGCCAUCUUGGUCGACACCCUCUCAGAGCCUUCACCGCAGCGCAGACGGUCCAAUCAGAGCUGCUGCCGUUCCUGCUUCACAUCUCAGCCCGUCUGCACAAAGGAGAGCGGGGGCCGCGGAGCAGCGGGGGGCGUCACAGCGCGUUGCACCCGGCUGCGUGUGGAGGAGAGGAGGAUGCGGAGCUGAAGAGGAGGAAGCCGCUCCUUCCCAUCACCGAGGCCUCCUCGCCUUUGUCUUCAUCCACCCCAGAACAAAGGGGCUCCACCUGCUUGUGGGCCGUCUUCCUCCGUCGGUCCUCGGAACGCUGAGUCAUCAUGGCCGAUCUGACGCCCCAGAGCGAAACCCCGACCCCCACCACAGACAAGAUCACGCAGGCCGCCCGGGAGACCAUCUAUCUCUGCAACUUCCGCGUGUCCGUGGACGGAGAGUGGCUGUGCCUGCGGGAGCUCAACGACAUCUCGCUCACGCCGGACCCGGAGCCGGCCCACGAAGAUCCCAAGGAUCCGGUUGCGAUCGAGAGGCUGAACCUGAUGAACAUGGCCAAGCUGAGCAUCAAAGGCCUGAUCGAGUCCGCCCUGAACCUGGGUCGCACGCUGGACUCGGACUACGCGCCGCUGCAGCAGUUCUUCGUGGUGAUGGAGCACUGCCUGAAGCACGGGCUGAAGACUAAGAAGACCUUCCUGGGCCAGAACAAGUCCUUCUGGGGGGCGCUGGAGCUGGUGGAGAAGCUGACGCCUGAAGCCGGAGAGAUCACGGCCAGCGUCAAAGACCUGCCCGGCCUCAAAACCCCCCUGGGCCGCGGCCGCGCCUGGUUACGCCUCGCCCUGAUGCAGAAGAAGCUCUCCGACUACAUGAAGACCAUCAUCAACAGGAAGGACCUGCUCAGUGAAUUCUACGAGCCCAACGCGCUGAUGAUGGAGGAGGAGGGCGCCGUCAUCGCCGGGCUCCUGGUGGGGCUGAACGUCAUCGACGCCAACCUGUGCAUGAAGGGAGAAGACCUGGACUCGCAGGUCGGAGUGAUCGACUUCUCCAUGUACCUGAAAGAUGGAGGACACAGCAGCAAGAGCGCCGAGGGUGACGGUCAGAUCACCGCCAUCCUGGACCAGAAGAACUACGUGGAGGAGCUGAACAGACAUUUAAGCGCCUCCGUCAACAACCUUCAGGCCAAGGUGGACGCUCUGGAGAAGGCCAACACCAAGCUGACCGAGGAGCUCGCCGUGGCCAACAAUCGCAUCAUCACGCUACAAGAAGACGUGGAACGGGUCAAAGAGGAAAGCUCCCUGCAGCUGGAGUCCAGGAAGUCAGCCAGAGGAGACGCGGCGGCAGACGGGUCAGCGCUGAUGGAAUCCCGCAAGCAGCUGAAGGAGGAGACUCUGCUGCGGCUGGACGUGGAGCGGGAGCUGGAGGUGCAGAUCGGGAUGAAGCAGGAGAUGGAGAUGUCCAUGAAGAUGCUGGAGAAGGACGUCUGUGAGAAGCAGGACGCUCUGCUGGAGCUGCGGCAGCAGCUGGAGGACCUGCGGACCAUCAACCAGCAGCUCAGCCACAAGUCACAGAGUGCCGACAGCAGCUCCAGGCAGAAGAGUGAAGCCAUCGUCCGCCUGGAGGACAAGAUCAACCAGAUGUCGGGCACGGUGAAGCAGCUGGAGAGCAGAUGCAAACACGCCGAGAAGGAGCGCGACCUGGCGCUGGAGGCCAACCGCCUCUUCAAACGCGACUUCGGAGACAAGAUCGAGAGUCUGCAGGGGGAGGUGGAGCGGCUGAGGAGAAGCAGGUGCGGCGCCACUCCACGUCACAUGACUCACAGGUCUUAUCUGGAGGUGGAGCUUAGAAGAGAGCAAAAGGCGGAGCUUUCCGGUCUGAGCGGCGCAGCCAAACAGGCCGAGCCCUCCCCGCCGGACAGGACGGAGGAAAGACCCAAAGGAAGUCAGCCAGUAAAGAUGAGCUCCUCCUCCUCGUCUCCAUCCGCCCAGCCUCUCUCAGAGGAGCCUCAGGGCAGCGGGGAGACGGAUCACCGCUGGAGCGGAGAACCGGACCGGAGCAGCUCCAGCCCGUCUCUGUCUGGUCGGGAAGAGCAGAAGGAGGAGACGGCUCCGCCCUCCAUCUGCACCAUGUGUGAGGAGGUCCAGUCUCUGCACAGGACAAAGAAACAGUGUAAGAACUGCGGCGGCGUUUUCUGCCAGAGCUGCGUGUCCAACGAGCUGCCGCUGCCCUCCUCCAUCCUGCCGGAGACGGUGUGCAGCGCCUGCUACGCCCAGCUGCUGCAGCAGUACGCCUCCUCGCCCACAUGAACGCACGCCGGCGCCGCCCGCAGUCUCAGGCCAGCAGGCUGGCGGUCAGAGAAGAAAGCCCUUUCUGGUUGGAGCGGCGGUGUGAAUCCGACCAGUUUGGAGUGGAGUUUCUGCUGGUGAAGCACCGGCGCAGGUUUUGGUUUGGAGGGAAACCUGCGCCGGUGCUUUAAACCAAACCAGCGCCGGGUCCAGAAGAGGAUUAUGGGAGCAAAGCUGGACAGACGCCUCGCUGAGAUCCAGUGUGGAUUCCUGAGGAUGAGCUGGUGGUUCUGAUCAAAGCUACGGCGAGCCAAAGGUGUCAUAAAUCAGCAGGACAACCUUUGGCUCGCCGUCCUGCAGGGUUCUGCUUCUGUGUAGAACAUUCAGACUAACUGGACGUUUGUGUCUGUCGCUUCGUUUGACGCAGAAUUAAAGGCCAAAGCUGGACCUCCUUCUCUUUGGAAACAGAACGGUUCUGACCCGGGAAGGAGCAUUCACAUGAAUCUAACCUUUGAAUAUUUGAGAUCUAAUUAGGGAAAUCUGUCGUAUUAAUCAUAGAGAUCUAGAAAUGUUGAUCAUUUAAUAAAAAUUACAGAAAGUG
This is a messenger RNA of Oryzias melastigma (Indian medaka), 2887 nucleotides long. It is a transcript of the gene rufy3, whose product is annotated as RUN and FYVE domain containing 3. The transcript has 17 exons. Gene Ontology annotation, cellular component: cytoplasm. NCBI's taxonomy places the organism in Eukaryota, Metazoa, Chordata, Actinopteri, Beloniformes, Adrianichthyidae. Gene Ontology annotation, biological process: regulation of axonogenesis. The record is from RefSeq and is a predicted model, not a curated record. Gene Ontology annotation, molecular function: metal ion binding. The coding region runs from base 334 to 2307 and encodes 657 amino acids.